Molecule: messenger RNA, 182 nt
Organism: Scutellospora calospora
Lineage: Eukaryota; Fungi; Glomeromycota; Glomeromycetes; Diversisporales; Gigasporaceae
Source: the annotation of a GenBank genome assembly
AUGGCAAAAAUUCUCAAAGUAAAAGUGAAAGUCAAACCGAAAAUCAAAGAGAAGGUCAAAGGUAAAAUGAAAAUCAUAGUGAAAGCCAAAAUUCAAAACGAAAAUCAAAGUAAAAAUCAAACCGAAAAUCAAAGUGAAAAUCAAACCGAAAAUCAAAGUAAAAAUCAAACCGAAAAUCAAAA